GGUCUUGCGUCUUGCCAGCUGAGGCUGGAUUCUGUGAUAUCAGAUGAGGUCAACUACUAACGACGAGCGAACCUCAGCCGUCAUGCGAGUCCUCCACUCCCCUUGCAGACUAUCUGAUAUCGACCAUCAAUACGAAGUUACUCCGUAGUAGACUUGGGAAUCAUGGAGCGAUCGUCCCAAGCUACGCGAGACUGGAUGUCCCUCGAGAUAAUCUCGACCAAGUCUCCAGCCUGUCAAUCUUCCUCCUUGGAAACUUCCCCUUAUCUUCAAUAUGAAGACCGCCGCUCUCAUCGCCGCUCUGACUGCCGCUGGCCUGGUCCCCGCGGCCCCGAUGUUGCAAAACCAGCCCAAUAACAACAUGCCCACCAACGAUAACGCCCAGAUCAAUUCCCACUCGUCCAACAACAUCGCCCAGCCGGUGGCCGGCUUCAACAACCACCGCCGUGGCUUUGGUGUUCCUCAGGGACAGGGCCUGCCCAGCAACAACAUGCCCACUAACAACAACGCCCAGACGAACACCGGCCAAGAGAACAACAUUGCCAUGCCCGUCGCUAACUUCAACAACCACAAGCGUGGCUACGGCGAGCCCACCAACAACAUGCCCACCUCCGAUAACUCUCAAAUGAACAGCGCUUCGAGCAACAACAUCGCCCAGCCGGUGUUCAACGCGGACAACCACAAGCGCGGCUUCGGCUUCCCCCAAGGCGAGGGUUACGGCCAGCCCACCAACAACAUGCCCACCUCUGACAACGCUCAGACAAACAGCAACUCGGCCAACAACAUCGCCAUGCCCGUUGCCAACUUUAACAACCACAAGCGCGGCUACGGCGCCCCUGAGGGCCAGGGCGGCCUCCUCAACAACCUGCCCACCAGCAACAAUGCCCAGACAAACUCCCACUUGGCCAACAACAUCGCCCAACCGGUGUUCAACUCCAACAACCACAAGCGUGGCUACGGUUUCCCUCAGGGCCAGGACGGGCCUAUCAACAACUCGCCCACCUCAAACAACGCCCAGACAAACAGCAACUCGGCCAACAACAUCGCCAUGCCCGUUGCCAACCUCAACAACCACAAGCGCGGCUUUGGUUACCCUCAGGGAUAUGGCGGCUAUGGCCAGGGCUACGACCAGCCCACUAACAACAUGCCCACCUCCAACAACGCCCAGACCAACACCAACCAGGAGAACAACAUCGCCAUGCCGGUGACCAACGCCAACAACCACAAGCGUGACCAGCCCACUAACAACAUGCCCACCUCCGAUAACGCCCAAACCAACUCCCACUUGGCCAACAACAUCGCCCAGCCCGUGGCCAGCUUCAACAACCACAAGCGCAACGGUGGAUACCCCGUCCAGGGUCAACCCCAGGGCCAGCCUCAGCCCCAGCCCCAGCAGCCCCAGCCCCAGCCCCAGCAGCAGCAGCCCUACGGCUCCCCUGACUACGGCUACGGCGGCUACGGCUACCCCAGCCAGGGCCCGACCAACAACAUGCCCUCGUCCUCCAACAGCCAGUACACCAGCAGCUCGACCAACAACAUCGCCAUGCCCGUCGCCAACAUCAACAACCACAAGCGCAGCACUGACGGCCCCGUCAACAACUCCCCCGUCAACACCAACGAGUCGACCAACAUCAACGAGUCCAGCAACGUCGCCGCCCCCGUCACCAACAUCACCAACGACGGCAAGGAGCACACCGUCGUCCGCCCCGUCGUCCCCGAGCACGACCGCUCCAACUCCUACCACUCUGAGAAGCACACCUACUACAAUGGCAAUGUGCGCGAGCCCCAGCACCAGAAGGUUGAGGCCGAGGCCGAGGCCAAGAUCGAGAAGAACUAAGUUCCAAGCUGGGAAUGUAUACUAUCGACUGUGUACUAUUUGACUGAGGGGAUGUAAUGAUGGAGGUGGAUGUACUUUUAAGGAGGAAGUAUUCGGUGUAUUCUAUUGUAUUUUAUCUUGUCGAUUCACUCUUUAUUUUACCCACUGUACAAUGGCAUAAU
Messenger RNA from Aspergillus candidus, 1995 nucleotides. RefSeq lists its product as uncharacterized. The transcript is spliced from 2 exons. NCBI's taxonomy places the organism in Eukaryota, Fungi, Ascomycota, Eurotiomycetes, Eurotiales, Aspergillaceae. The coding region runs from base 272 to 1834 and encodes 520 amino acids. The record is from RefSeq and is a predicted model, not a curated record.